Molecule: messenger RNA, 1164 nt
Organism: Cheilinus undulatus (humphead wrasse)
Lineage: Eukaryota; Metazoa; Chordata; Actinopteri; Labriformes; Labridae
Product: gap junction delta-4 protein
Exons: 3
Coding region: 1-1164 (387 amino acids)
Biological process (GO): cell communication
Cellular component (GO): connexin complex
Source: RefSeq, a predicted model, not a curated record
AUGGCUGGAUCAAAUGCCUCUGAGGUCAUCUUUAUCUCUGUCAAUCACAGCAUCACUUUGAUGGGGAAAGUGUGGCUCAUUGUGAUGAUCUUCCUCCGUGUCCUCAUCCUCCUCUUCGCUGGUUAUCCUCUCUACCAGGACGAGCAGGAGAGAUUUGUGUGCAACACCAUCCAGCCCGGCUGUGCCAAUGUCUGCUACGAUCUCUUCUCUCCCAUCUCUCUAUUCCGCUUCUGGCUGGUGCAGCUCGUCACUUUGUGCCUUCCUUACUUCAUCUUCAUCAUCUACGUGGUCCACAAGGUGUCAAAUGGCCUAACUUUGGAUUUGGUUUCUGAUGGACAAGUCAAAGCUUUUCCCUUCUUUAAGAUCCAUCAGGAGUCCAAACCAAACAUGAAAAAGACUCCUCUUGUGACUGAGCGGAGGUCAGUGCAGAGCUUCACAGGUGCCUACAUCAUCCACCUGAUGUUUAGGACGUUGCUGGAGGCAGGGUUUGGCGCAGCUCACUACUACCUGUUUGGUUUCCACAUCCCAAGAAGGUUCCUAUGCCAGCACCCACCCUGCACCACCCAGGUGGACUGUUACAUCUCCAGGCCCACUGAGAAGACUGUCAUGCUCAACUUCAUGCUUGCCGUAGCCGCUCUUUCCCUUUUCCUAAACGUAUUGGAUUUUAUCUGCGCCAUCAAACGCUCUGUGAAGCAGAAAGGCAACAAGAAGAUGUUGGUAGAGAGGAUUUAUGAGGAAGAGCAGUGUUUCCUUUCAGCUGCAGGAGGAGCCUCCAAAGGAGCGGAUCCAAAUGCUGCACAGGCUCGGCAGGAUGUGGAGGUAGAAGCUGGACCUCUAGGGUGCAACACCAAUGGCAACAAUGGAUACUCCAUUCCCCAAGAAGAGGCUCCAGAGAGGAACGGCAGCGAGGUGGCUCUUUGUCCACCAGAGCCCAUGGGGACGCCAAGAUCCAUCAGAGUUAGCAAACGCAGCCGACUCAAACCACCACCUCCACCUAGACGGGACCUUGGGACAUCUCUAGGUGGGUCAACAGCGCCAGCUGCAGACGUGUCCAUAAAAACCUGUACCAGAAGGGUUGGUCAGUACACGCUGGUUGAGCUAAGUAGCAGCCCAGAGCUGCAGACCAAUGAGGACGGGCAGGAGAAGAGAUCAGAGUGGGUGUGA